GUAAUGCAUAACAAUAGAUAAGUUAUGACUCGGAAAUUCAAUAUGCUACAAACAAAAGGUUAUUCCUUGUGUUUCUUGUUGGCAAAAUGUUUAAAUAUAGUAUAUGGCAAUUGGGUGAAACUUCCUGAUGGUUGCAUUUUGGGGCAUGACGCUGAAAUUUUCUCUAACAUCUCAAACAUCACUGAAUGUGCAGCCAAAUGCGACAGUCCAGAUUACCCUUCAUGUGUGUCGAUCGAGUUUGUAUCAUCUAAUACAACAUGUCGAUUUUCACCCGCACAUUCUCAAUACCCUGAAACUACUGGCUCUAAUGUAGAAGUCCCCUGCCCAGAAGCUCCAGGCAUUGAGUAUUGGCAGAAAGAUCCAGUUCUACCCAUCAAUACUUAUCCCUAUAUUGAAAUACCAAACACAUGUAUAAUUGGCGAUAAUGAUGCAACCAUUUAUUCGAUUCCAUCCAUCGAAGGAUGCUGGACUGAAUGCUUGGCUCAGGGGUGUAAAGCCAUUGAGUUCAACAGCCAACUAAAUGAGUGCCACCUUCACGAUGGAUCAUACUUUGAAUUCUCAAAGGCGGGGAAAGUAUGGAGUAGUCCAUGUGCUAUCAAGGGGAAUGGUACCUGGAUCUACAGACAGAAUAAUGACCCAUUUAUUCUCAAUGAAGUAUAGAAUCAAGACACAAUAUUGUAUACUAAGUGUUCUUUUGAUUUAUGCAUUAAUGCAUUAAAAAUAAAUUCACGCAACCAUUUAG
Molecule: messenger RNA, 742 nt
Organism: Owenia fusiformis
Lineage: Eukaryota; Metazoa; Annelida; Polychaeta; Sabellida; Oweniidae
Source: the annotation of a GenBank genome assembly